AUGUACCCAAUUCAAAGCCCAUCUAACACUGAAGGAGAACGUAAAACCACCCUUCUGCAAAUCGAGACCAGCACCAUUCGCUUUCCAGCCGUUGAUCGAAAAGAAUUAAAACGCUUACAAAAUAUGGGCGUCAUUUCCUCGAUAACCAACGCAAAGUGUGCUGCUCCUAUUGUUGCAAAAUUGAAGAAAACUGGUGAAUUGCGAUUAUGUGAAGACAUCUACGCAAAACUGAACAAUUCGAAAAUUUUCAGUCAUGUUGAUUUAUCUGAUGCCUUCCUUCAAAUUGAAGUCGAUGAAGAAUCGGAACAGUUGUUAGUAAUCAACACUCACGUCGGAUUAUUCCAAUACAACCGACUAAAUUUUGGCACCAAACCAGCUCCAGCAAUUUUUCAAGAGGCAAUGGAUCGAAUGAUCACCGGCCUUCAAGGAGUUAUUGCCUACAUGGAUGACCUAUUCAUUUUUGGUCACGACAAGCGAAGCCACGACAGAGCUCUCAUUGCUCUAAUGAAUCGACUGAAAGAAUUCGGUUUUCACAUUAAAUUGGCGAAAAGCAGAUUUGGACUCAAUGAAAUACUACCUGGAGAAUUACCACAGCCAACCAACUUGACUGAAUUACGUUCAUUCCUUGGAACUUUGAAUUUCUACGGAAAGUUCAUACGGAACCUUCAAAAUCUAAGAGCACCAUUGAACAAUUUGCUCAAAAAGGACACACCAUGGAAUUGGAACGAAUCGUGCGAAAAUGCAUUCAAAAAGAUGAAAACAGCAUUGUCGUCUGAGCUAUUAGUAACACAUUACAAUCCAAAUCUUGAAAUUAUCGUUUCAGCGGACGCAUCAAUAAAAGGUCUCGGAGCCUGCAUUCAACACAAAAUGACUGACGGUUCGAUCCGACCGAUUUGUUUUGCGUCUCGUUCGCUAUUGCCAGCUGAGAAACAGUACAGCCAAAUCGAGAAAGAAGGCCUCGCAAUAAUUUUUGCUGUACAGAAAUUUCACAAAUUCAUCUUUGGUCGGUCAUUCACUCUUCAAACGGACCAUAAACCUUUGCUUGCAAUUUUUGGUUCGAAGAAAGGCAUUCCGCUUCACACUGCCAACAGGCUACAACGUUGGGCCAUAAUACUUUUGGCCUACAAUUUCAACAUCGAAUAUAUCAACACUGAAUCGUUUGCCUAUGCUGAUUUUUUGUCAAGAUUGGUAAAUCAAAACACACAAAUUGACGACAUCGUAGUAGCUUCGAUCACUUCUGAAAUACAGAUUCUCGCUGUCAUCAAUUCAAACUUGAAUUGCCUGCCAAUCACAUACAAACAACUGUGUAACGCUUAUUCAGAUGAUGAAAACCUAAAGCGUUUAGUAAAAAUGAUCGAAAACAAUUGGGAUGAUUCAUCAUUCAAACUUGAUCCAGAACUCACGCAAUAUCAUCGUAUCCGUGAAUCAUUAACAAUUUCAUACAACAUCGUACUCUAUGGAGAGAGAAUAGUUGUUCCAUUGGUUCUACGAAGCAAUAUCAUCACCAAACUUCACCGAGGCCAUCCAGGAGCUAACCACAUGAAACAUGUCGCUCGAAGAUACGUCUACUGGCCCGGAAUUGACCAGAAAAUCGAAGAAACUGCCAAAUUAUGCUCGAAUUGUGCAAUUAACGCUAAAACACCAGUCAAAACACUUCUUCAGUCGUGGCCAAUUCCAACACAUCCCUGGGAUCGUGUACACAUUGAUUAUGCUGGCCCGUUUAAACGAUUCUACUCUCUCAUCGUGGUUGAUGCUUACUCGAAAUGGCCUGAGAUCAUAAAAACGUCUUCAAAAACGACGGUUCAAACCAUCAAAAUUCUGACUUCGAUUUUUGCACAAUUUGGACCACCAAAAAUUCUUGUCUCAGACAAUGGACCACAAUUUACUUCGGGAAAGUUCGAAAGUUUCUACAACUCAAAUGGUAUCGAGCACAUCCGAACUGCAGCCUUUUCACCAAUGUCCAACGACCGUUGGAGCAGAACGUUUUAG
Molecule: messenger RNA, 1989 nt
Organism: Sitodiplosis mosellana (orange wheat blossom midge)
Lineage: Eukaryota; Metazoa; Arthropoda; Insecta; Diptera; Cecidomyiidae
Exons: 2
Coding region: 1-1989 (662 amino acids)
Biological process (GO): DNA integration
Molecular function (GO): nucleic acid binding
Source: RefSeq, a predicted model, not a curated record